Messenger RNA from Gadus chalcogrammus (walleye pollock), 4345 nucleotides. It is a transcript of the gene syt2b, whose product is annotated as synaptotagmin-2. Bases 641 to 1942 code for a protein of 433 amino acids. Lineage: Eukaryota; Metazoa; Chordata; Actinopteri; Gadiformes; Gadidae. The transcript is spliced from 10 exons. Gene Ontology annotation, cellular component: synaptic vesicle membrane; axon; dense core granule. Gene Ontology annotation, biological process: calcium ion-regulated exocytosis of neurotransmitter; cellular response to calcium ion; regulation of dopamine secretion. The record is from RefSeq and is a predicted model, not a curated record. Gene Ontology annotation, molecular function: syntaxin binding; calcium ion binding; calcium-dependent phospholipid binding.
ACAGGUUGGUCCUCACGCUAUGCACUAGAGGGCUCAAUGUUUCAAACGCACAUUUUUUUAUAUCGGCUACUUUAUAAAUACUUGUUUCUGUUCGUCACAAUUUAUCUGCUCAACGGAGAAAAUAAUUUAAGCGCAAAAUAUAAAAUGCCAUAUUUGGCCAACAGGUUAAUAAUCUAUAAGAACAUCUGAUAUUUAUAGGAAAUGUCAUGCUUUAAAAGGUGUACUCCACAACUACAAGGGCCAUAAUGUGUAAUAUUGGUACCAAAAGAAAGAUAACAAGUGUGAGAAAUGUUUGCAAGUGUGUUAUGAUCAAAGUGGAUACUACUUUCUUAGAGGGAAUAAAAUGAGAACACAGAACAAGUGGAAGACUUCAAGCCCGGCACGGCCACCAGAUGGCGACGAAGAGCGAAUGUUCUGAUUGAAGGCAAUUAAUCCAUUUCCUCUGAAAGCUUCUCACUCGGCUACUCUAUCGAUGGUAAACAACAUGUUGAGUUGUAAAAUGUUGCCCGGACGCUGGGUUAUCCGUUUAUGGUGGUUUGAUGCGAUGAAACAAAACUUUGAUAAAACAAAAAACAAAGGAGGCAGCGUUCCGGUGUUCAUCCCUCUGCAGGAGAAGGGAGGCCCCUGCUAGUCUCUGACCAUGAAGUUCAACCUGUUCAAGGCCAAGGCCGAAGCCAUGGCGGCGGCCGACCCCACCGGCGCCACCACCUUGGCGCCGACGGCCACGCCCGCCCUGGCCUCCACGGCGGCUGACCUGUCGGGCUCCAACAACACGGAGAUCAGCAAGAACGACAUGUUCGAGGAGAUCAAGAGCAAGUUCCUCAACGAGAUCGACAAGAUCCCGCUUCCUCCAUGGGCGCUGAUCGCCAUCGCGGUGGUGGCCGGCCUGCUCAUCCUCACCUGCUGCUUCUGCAUCAUCAAGAAGUGCUGCUGCAAGAAGAAGAAGAACAAGAAGGGCAAGAAGGGCAAGGACGGCUUCAACAUGAAGAACAUGCAGGGUGGUGAGAAACACCAGGACGACGACGAUGACGAGGGAGAGACCGGGCUGACGGAGGAAGAGAAGGAGGAGGAGGAGAAGGAAGAGGAGAAGCUGGGGAAGCUGCAGUACUCCAUCGAGUACGACUUUGAAAACACAAAGCUGACGGUGGGCAUCCUCCAGGCGGCCGACCUGAUCUCCAUGGACUCCGGGGGCACGUCGGACCCCUACGUCAAGGUGUCGCUGCUUCCCGACAAGAAGAAGAAGUACGACACUAAGGUCCACAAGAAGACCCUGAACCCCGUCUUCAACGAGACCUUCGUCUUCAAGGUGCCCUACGAGGAGCUGGGAGGGAAGACGGUGUGCAUGUCCGUGUUCGACUACGACCGCUUCUCCAAGCACGACAUCAUCGGAGAGGUGAAGAUCCCCAUGAAGACCAUCGACCUGGGCCAGCCCAUCGAGGAGUGGAAGGACCUGGAGAGCGUGGAGAAGGAGGAGCCAGAGAAGCUUGGGGAUAUCUGCAUCUCUCUGCGGUACGUUCCGACUGCCGGUAAACUCACCGUCUGCAUUCUGGAGGCCAAGAACCUGAAGAAGAUGGACGCCUGUGGACUGUCUGAUCCCUACGUGAAGAUCCAGCUGCUGCAGGGCGGCAAGCGUCUGAAGAAGAAGAAGACGACGGUGAAGAAGAACACGCUGAACCCGUACUACAACGAGUCCUUCAGCUUCGAGAUCCCCAUGGAGCAGAUGCAGAAAAUCCUGGUGGCGGUGACGGUGUUCGACUACGACAAGAUCGGCAAGAACGACGCCAUCGGCAAGAUCUUCGUGGGCAGCAAGGCCACGGGGCUGGGGCUGAAGCACUGGUCUGACAUGCUGGCCAACCCCCGCCGCCCCAUCGCCCAGUGGCACCCUCUGCAGCAGGAGGAGGACAUCGACGGCCAGCUGGCCUCCCUGGCCGCCAAGAAGUAACUAACUUCACCCCCACCCUUCUCAGCCCCUCAUGUACUAACUGAUGAAAGCCCCCCAACCCCCCGAAACCCAAACACCAGACUAAAACCUCGCAUUGCAUGCACCUCAUGAUCUACAUGCGGCUAGCCGCCCCGGCUGCCCCAAGCUUGAUCCGCAGAAACAAAAAGAGAGAGAGACGGUAGAGAUUAUCGGUAGAGAUUAUCGGUAGAGAUUAUCGGGAGAGAUUAUCGGUAGAGAUUAUCGGUAAAGAUUAUCGGUAGAGAGCAUCGGUAUCAAUUAGGGUUACGUGAACAAACCUGGAACUCAUUUGUUUUUUUUUCAGUUUUGUUUGUCGUUUCGUACCCAGCACCACAUUUGCUUAUACUAUAACAAAAAAUAACGAGUGGCAAUGAAUGUUUGGGUGAUUGGUUUGUGAGCAAUUGUCUUUGAAUGUUGGUUGCGUUUGAGGGUUAUUUUACCAGGCUUAUUUUUUAAAGUGCUGGCACUCAGUGAAAAGGUUAGUGGAGAAGCGAUCCAGCUGAUAAAGUGUGGUUUAGUUAGAUGCAUUAUGCAUGCGUUGCUUAUAGUCCCUCCUCGACCCUCUCCAUAAAACCAUGCGCAGUAUUGUAUCCCUGCUAUUAUGUGUGCUUUAACUUUGAAUAAAAAGUACUCUCGUACAGGGCUUAUCUCGCAUAGAAAUCAAUUUAGGUUGUCAAAUGCAAACGCAAGUUUGGAUGGUGGUAACUGCAAAAAACAACUGCAAAAAAUACUGAAAUGUCUAUUUGUUUUUAGUUUUUUAUUAACUGUUGAGAAGAUUGCCUUGGUUUUGUCGUUUGUGUCGUGGUCACGCCUGAGACGGAGCACGUGUGUGUCUCGCUCUUACUUUAUUAGGAUUCUAUCACCAAAUGUGAUCCUGUGAUACACAACUCACACCAUGGCCACCUGCAUGGAGAUUCUGUGCCUGUGUGUGUGUGUGUGUGUUUGCCUGUGUGUGUGUGUGUGUUGGUGUGUGUUGUCAGAGACACACACACUCUGAAGGGAGGAGUAUAGGGUGCCUUGCCCGGGUUGGACAUUUUGACACUGUUUGCUACGUGGCGGUCGACUCGAGGACUUGAGGCUUUUCUACUCGGUAAGUUAUCAGGAACGCUGUGAAUGUGUGUGGAGUUUCCUUUGACCACUUUGGAUGUAACAACUUACUUAUCCAUGGACAAAGCAAAGGGAAAGUGAGAAGGGUGUGCCAAUGUUUCUCAAACAACUAUGCCUCUGUUGAAUGUUUACGGUCGAAAGUAAUGCUGUUCAAAUGCUUCUUUUUUUUUUGGGGCCUGUCGACCACUUAUAUUUGAUCGUAUGUGUAUGUUAUUCAUAUCAGUAUUUUCAAAAUGAAUCGAUGAUGUAUUGAUUUUACCUAGAGGAGGUCGGGUUGCACCAUUGCCCAGAGCUCCGCAAUCACGACUGCGACCGUACCAUGUGUUUGCUUAUGUGCGUUGAGUUCCCCCAGCCACCGUGUGAAACCUUUUGUACAGUAAAUGUAGGACCAUUUGCCCGAGACAAAUGGACAAAGCUAAACCCAGCAUGUAUCAUGCAUCACGAAUACUCUUUUCUUUCCCUCUUUAGUCCCAUACUGCGUGUAUACCUAUCUAAAAAACCAAAGUACUGCAGCGACACAGUGGUAUUUUUGCUACCAUUGCUUGUAUGUCCCUGCUUUCUUCAUCGCUGGGCGGAGAAGUCUCCUUGUACCCGGGAGGCGGGUUUAGAGGGAAAGGAUCUCCCCUUGUUUCCUGGGAGGAGGGUUUAUAGGACAGGAUGUCCCCUUGUUCCUGGGAGGAGGGUUUAUAAGACGGGAUGUCCCCUCUAUCCAAGGAGGAGGGUUCGAAGGAAAGAAUCUCGCCUCAUUUCCUUGGAAGAGGGUUUAUAGGACCGGAUGUCCCCUUCUUUCCGGGGGGAGGGUUUAGAGGACAGGAUGUCCCCUCUAUCCAAGGAGGAGAGUUUAGAGGAAAGGGUUUCCCAGACGACCGCAGAGCCGUCGCCUGAAUUCCACGCUGUCUUCCCCGCUGUCGACAUAAUGCAUUGCGCAGACUUGGUUGAGAUCAACGCAUGCGUCCGCCACAAGUGUUGUACAUAGCAACGGCAUGUUUUAAAUAGUAAGCAUUCGAUUAAAAAUUGUGUAUGAGUGUGUGUGUGUUUACCUUCCAUGUCAUUUUGAUAAUAAAACUCAAGGAGAAAAAAAGAAUGCACAGACUGCAAAGUGUAUGUAUUUUUGCAUAUUGAUAAGUGUGUAGGAAUGAAUGCAACGUGGAUGUCUGAAUAAGCCGGAUGCACUGACUUGUGAAAUGCCCUCGGUCCAUCUUGAAUCUUUACUUUCACUUUCACUUUGCCGUGAUGAUAUGAAUGCAUGUCCUCUGUUGACAUUGUGUGUGUAUGCGU